ACGUUACUGGUUUGUAUUCCAGUCUGGCUGGCAUCCCCAAAGCUCUGCUGCCUGGUAUUGGGGGAAAGAAAAUCCUAGAUUUCUGGUGGGAAACAGUCAACACGCGUCAACUUUUCACUGAAGUCUACCUGGUGACAAAUGCAGAUAAGUACAAACAUUAUGAGCGGUGGGCGACAGCCAAUGACUUUCCAGUGGAGAAUGUGGUGAAUGAUGGCAGCACAACUUUAGAAAAUCGUCUCGGAGCAGUCGCUGACCUGGAGCUGGCCAUUCGAAGCCGCGGAUUACAAGACGACAUCAUGGUGAUAGCAGGAGACAUGCUCUGUUCUGAUCAAAAUCUUGACAUUGCUCAAGUUAUUCGCUUCUUCAGAUCCAAAACUGGAGAGUUGGCUAUAUAUUAUGAGCUGGAGGAAGGAGAGAAGUGCAGCACCCGAGGCAUUGUGGAAGUAUGUCCAGAUUCUCACAGCAUCAAGCGUUUCCUUGAGAAACCACAGGAGGGGGUCACUUUGUCUCGUCUGGCCAGCGUGGUCUUCUACUGCCUCCGCAAAGAGACGCUAUCUUACCUCUCAGACUUCCUGCACAAGCAGCCGGAUGUGGAAUACAGGACGCUCGGCAGGUUCUGGGAAUGGCUCAUAAAUGAAGAAAAAUUGCCAGUGUUUGGCAUGAAGCUGCCAACAGGAUUCCAGCUAAUUGGCCAAGUGGGUCUGUCUGAUUACACCAAAUGGCUGGCGCACUACUCAACCAAACAGCAGGAUUCACCAGCCAAGCCCAUCACGUUCCGCUCCUAUGCCAGGGUUGGGCUGAUGGGAAAUCCCUCUGAUGGCUUCCAUGGUAAAACCAUCGCUAUGAGCAUCUCGAACUUCUGGGCCGAAGUCACACUAAUAGAGAGUCACACUCUGGUCCUCCUUCCUCAUCCACUGAACGAUCCCACUGAGUUUGGCAGCCUGCAGGAUCUGUUUCGCAUCAGCCACAAAGAGGGGUAUUUGGGAGGUCUGAGACUGCUGCAGGCCACCUGUAAGAAGUUUUACCAGUUCUGUUCAAGUCAAGGUAUUGCUCUCACCAAGCAGAAUUUCACUCUCAAGUAUGACACUAAUAUUCCACGACAAGUGGGCCUAGCUGGCAGUAGUGCAAUCGUAUCGUCUACCCUGAAGUGCCUGAUGAAGUUUUACAACCUUACAGAAAAUGAUCUCCCUAAACCAAUCCGAGCCAACUUUAUACUGAACGUGGAGACUGACGAGCUCUUCAUUACUGCUGGACUGCAGGACCGAGUGGUGCAGGUCUAUGAAGGCUUGGUGUACAUGGACUUUAACAAGGAGACAAUGGACAAGCAGGGCUAUGGAAAUUACAUCACCAUGGACAUGAGCGAUCUCCCCACCUUUUGGUUGGCUUACCUGGGGGAUCCUAGUGACUCUGGUCGCAUUCACAGCAAUGUGAGACAGCGCUGGCUAAACGGUGAUCCUGAUGUUGUUGAAGUCAUGAAGCAGUUUGCUGAACUUACAGACCAGGCCCGGGCAGACUUUCAGUCUAAGGACUGGCCCAAACUAGCUGAGCUGAUGGACAGGAACUUUGAACUGAGACGGUCUGUCUACACUGAUGACUGUUUGGGUUCAGGGAAUCUCAGAAUGGUACAACUGGCGAGACAGUUUGGCUCUGCUGUGAAAUUGCCUGGCAGUGGAGGUGCUGUAGUGGGCUUGUGUUUGGACCCUGAACAAAUGGAGGCGAUGAAGAGAGCAUUCCAGGAAGCUGGCUUUGUUUUCUGCCUUGUUGUGCCUCACAAUCCAGCUGAGAGUGCAGUACAGAGAUCAAAAUAAUGUUCUUAUUGAAUGAGAUAUGAAUAAGAUAACAUUUCUGCACCAAAAUGAUUAGCAGCUGAGAGAUCUAAAAUCUUGGGAGAACUAGAGGACAUUGUUCCUGGGUGCUAUACUGACUGGGUUCUGUGCUACGGUGGAUUUUCAGCUCUGGUCGCGAAUAUGAGAGUCACUGAACUGUUGUUGCUGUGUGUGUCUGGCAGCACAAACAAUUGUCCAGUUAAAGUGCUAUCAAUGCCAGCAUUGUACACCCUUCCUGUCCAGUACAAUAAUAGCCAAAGACUCAGGACAAAAAAGGAGUUGUGAGGUAUUUCUGUAUGGAAACAGUUGCAAAUUUCAAAUGUAUUUUGUACACAUCAUGGUGCAAUUGCACACACAGUUGAUUAAUUUACAUAUUUUAUUGUUUUUAAAUACCACCCUUGCAGCAGAUUGAUACCUUUUGGGUGCUCCUUUUAGGGGUAUCCACAUAUUUGAUUUGGCACAGUUUUUAUGCUGGAUGCUCUUCCCUUUCUCAACCCUUAUUUAUCUGGGCCUGGGAUCGGCACUAAAAUGCAUAAAUGUGUCUCCCCAAUGCGUAGGUUCACAUAACACCAUGCACUGCUGUUACCAUCAGUGUGACUUCUACGAUUACACCACACAAGCUCACAACCUCUGCAGCUAAUUUAUUUUUUAAAAUAAUAUUUUAUCAAAUUUUAAAUCACAUUAAAAAAAAUAAGCAAUAAUUGUAACAUGAAGGUUUGGACACCCUAGUACGUCACUUUACUGUCAAUACUUUCAGAUAUCACAUCUUGUAAACACCAGCUGUUAAUUUUUCUAUUAUUGUUUUAUGAAUUUCCACCUGUAACUCAUAUAUUUCUAAGCCAUUUUCUAGACAAACUGUGACGCAUUUGCUUCAAGAAUUACCUGAAAUCUAUUUUUUCAUCUUUUCAUCCGAUGUUUCCUGUGCCACUGGCUGUCACACAAACCCAAAGCGUAAUAGAUCCGUCCAUGCUUAAUAGUUAAUGAAGUUAUGUGAGAUAGCUGCAAAGGUUGUGUUGUUUUUUUUUACUUUAAAAAUCAGGUAAAACAGGGAUUUAUAUUAAAUACAUCUUUGCAUAGAACUGUAAAUCUGCUUUCAGUCAACCAGGAAUUAUGUAAUUAAUAUGUUUUUGAUUAUGUUUUACAAUGUGAGAAAAAUUAUAGAUGUUAUUUUUUACUUAUUUAUGACUACAAAUUGUGAACUGUCCAAACAGUUGAAACUUGUAAUAAGCUGUAUA
Messenger RNA from Trichomycterus rosablanca, 3061 nucleotides. RefSeq names its product glucuronokinase with putative uridyl pyrophosphorylase (gene gkup). Lineage: Eukaryota; Metazoa; Chordata; Actinopteri; Siluriformes; Trichomycteridae. Gene Ontology annotation, biological process: biosynthetic process. The record is from RefSeq and is a predicted model, not a curated record. The transcript is spliced from 22 exons. Bases 297 to 1808 code for a protein of 503 amino acids. Gene Ontology annotation, molecular function: ATP binding; glucuronokinase activity.